Molecule: messenger RNA, 1944 nt
Organism: Papaver somniferum (opium poppy)
Lineage: Eukaryota; Viridiplantae; Streptophyta; Magnoliopsida; Ranunculales; Papaveraceae
Exons: 7
Coding region: 1-1944 (647 amino acids)
Molecular function (GO): protein binding
Source: RefSeq, a predicted model, not a curated record
AUGUCAGAUGAUGGAUUAACACUUCUUCAUUCCUCUAUUAUUAAAGGAAGAUUAGUUCUUGCGAAAUACCUUAUAGACAUGUUAUCUCCGAAAGCUUUAGAAAUAAAGACAGACAAUGGACAGCUUGCAAUCUCACUUGCUGUGAAAUAUAAUAACAUGGAAAUGGUUAAGCUCAUGGUAGACAAGAAUAGAAAAUUGCUACUACUACAAAAUGAAUAUGGCCAUAUUCCAUUUGUUACCUCCUCAAUCUGUGGUGACCAAGAAAUGAUGCGCUAUCUUUACUCAGAGACACCAAUGGAAAAGAUAGUUUAUAACCAAGUACUUGGUGAUAAAUAUGGUGUUAUUCUUGUUACAGCUGCACUUAGGGUUGAUUUAUAUGAUGUUGCUUUGGAUCUACUAAAACUACUUCCAGGAAUAGCUACUGUUGAAGAUAAUAAUGGGAUGACUGUUUUCCAUGUAUUGGCAGCAAAGCCUUCUGCCUUUCUAAGUGGACAUCGGUAUGGCUAUUUCCAAAAACACUUAUAUUGGAGCGCUGGAGUUUGUAGUAAUGGACCAUUUGCAAAAGCUCUCAAAGCAAUAGUUCCAUAUAUAAAACAACUGAGCGAUGAGAAAGUAAAGCAUGAUCAAGCAGUUCAAAUAGUCAAGAUUAUCUGUCCUCAGCUUUCCCGUUUGGAUGUGCGUCAGCUCAGACGGGUAGGAGCAUAUGAUGCUAUUUAUUCCACAACCAUUCAUGGGAUUGUGGAGUUUUUCACGGUGCUUACAAAUUCCAAUCCUUUUUUGAUACAUUACAAAGAUGGAAAUGGAAAUGGUUUAUAUCAGCACGCUGUCAUUUCUCGCCAAGAAAAAAUCUUCAACUUAAUAUCUCAAAUGGGACUACAAAAACAAGGUACUGAACUUUUUGAUAAAGAUAUGAACAACAUCCUGCACUGUGCUGGAUUCUGGAGACCACCGCAACUGAUAAAUGUCUCGGGCGCAGCUCUCCAAAUGCAAAGGGAGAUACAAUGGUUCCAGGAGGUGGAGAAAGUGGUAAAUUUGAAAUAUAGAGAGAUGAAGAACAAGAAAGGUACAAAACCUAAAGAUCUGUUCACAGUGCAACAUAAAACCUUGGUGAAGGAAGGUGAGAAGUGGAUAAAAGAAGCGUCACAAGCGUGUAUGGUCGUCUCAACACUCAUCGCCACGGUAAUGUUUGCUGCAGCUUUCACAGUACCUGGUGGCAACAAUCAGAAUACAGGCUACCCGAUGUUUUUGAAUGCAAGGGCCUUUAUGGUCUUCAUAGUAUCAGAUGCAGUUUCCCUAUUCGCUUCCUGCACAUCAAUCUUGAUGUUCUUCACGCUACUAACAGCACGAUACUCUGAACAGGAUUUCCUCAAGUCAUUGCCUCGGAAACUCAUACUGGGUCUUUUCUUCCUCUUUGUCUCUAUAGCAUUCAUGAUGGCAACUUUCGCAGCCACCCUAAUUAUUGUUCUUCGUGAAAAAAUUCCAUGGGUUUACGCUCCAGUGAUUUUGCUAGCUACCAUUCCUGUUGUCUUAUUUGGAGCUUUACAGUUUCCACUCUUUUUCGACAUAGUUAGCUCCACCUUUGGCCGUGGCAUUUUCCAUAGGAACCGAUCUGUUUUAGAAAAAUGGCAGUUGGUAUGCCAUACAUCUGAUUUGGUUUUGGGACAGAAAGAUGUUGCUGGCGAUCAAGCGCAACUAUCAUCAACUGGUGUUGCUGCUAGGGUCAAUUCUACACACCCAGCGAAUUGUACCGCAUAUGAUAUCCAUUUAAGCUGUGGAUGGUUUGCUUCGGCGAAAUUGAUCAAUCCGCGUGACUUUAGAAGGUUGCGUUUUAAUGAUUGUCUGGUUAAAGAUGGAAAAGAGCUUGAAGCAGGGAUUUGCUUGUCUUUCACAUAUGCUGAAACAUAUCCAUACCCACUGGCAGUUUCAUCGAUUAGAUGUAAAUAA